This is a messenger RNA of Rotaria sordida, 1149 nucleotides long. Lineage: Eukaryota; Metazoa; Rotifera; Eurotatoria; Philodinida; Philodinidae. The record is from the annotation of a GenBank genome assembly.
AUGACAUCUCCUUUUAUGGAUGAAGAUGGAGAUCUAGCAACUUAUUUAUUUCAAUCUGAUUCUCAACUUGAACAUGUUACUAUCAAUGAUUGUACUCUUUUUAUUAUUAAUGAUGAUGAUAUUGGUAUUUGUACUCGAUUAACACAUCUUUCAGUUGUACUUGAAGGAAUGCAUCCAGUAUUUAUACUCAUUAAACAUUUGCCUAACAUUCACGAAUUGAAGGUAAAAAUUCGAAGUCAACAAUGUAUUGGUCAAGAACUACCUAAUACUAAAGGAAUAAAAUCAUGUAAUACACUUCAUUCAGUUACUUUUACAGGCUGGAUUAAAUAUUUUGAUCACAUGGAAAUGUUCUUUGCUACUUUUGGAUCGACAAUUGAAAGUCUCUUUUUAAACAUUGAUUUAAUGUUUCGUGGAGUGGACGGUAAACGACUUGAACAGAGCCUAUUAGACAAAAUGCCUCGUCUAUCAUCACUUGAUCUAAUUAUUCAUUCAACUGUAGCAGAUUCUGAUCCAUUAGAAAUCGAAACUUUUCAAAGUUUUACUUGGAAACAAUUCAAUCCUAUAGUAUACUGGAAUGAUAGUUAUGCUCAUCAGCAUACAAUUUUUACUUUACCAUAUAAAUCUGAUCGAUUUAAACAUCUUUCAAAUGAAUUUAUUUCAUCAUGUAUUUCAAAUCGACCAGUUUCUCUUUGUUUUGAACGUGUUCAUUCUCUUUCACUCAUUACUACAACACCAUUAACUUUGAAAACAUUUCAAUUUAUUGAAAAAGUUUUUCCAAAUGUUAAAACGCUUGAAUUGACAGAUUGUAUUAAGCAUCCAUUAGACGAAAGUGAAGAAGAUAGAAGUGUUAUUGCCGUGAAUGAAGAUAUUCUUUUCGAUACUACUUUACAAAUACCAUCUGUUACUGAAUUCUGUUUCUUCAUAUGGACAAAAUAUGACAAUUACAAGACAUUUCGUCGUCUUCUUGCUCUUUUUCCAAAUUUAGUUUAUCUAGAACUUGGUACCACUGCUUGUGAUAAGUCAACUAAACAUAAAUUUAAAAUGUGUCCAUUACAAUGGACAUAUAAGGCAGUAGGUACAAUUUGUAAUAAACGAGUUGAUACACCUUUAUAUAUGCCACGCAUUGCACUUGCCCUGUCAAAACAUUGA